AUGAAGACUCCUGCACAAUAUUCCCCUGCUGGCCAGUCUCAUUCUAAUUCUAUUUCCCACUCUCGCUCAAAUUCAUACAACCUCAACCACUCUCACUCUCACUCUCACUCUCAGUCGCUUCGUCCAAACAAGCAGCCAAAAACCUCGACUCCUCUCGCCUCUCCACGAAUGCCAUACUCGGUCAACCAAAACCACCCGCCGCCCAAGUCUUCACCUCGAGUUGUUUCCGACGAUCGAUCACCAAGCCCUAAUUAUUUUGGUCUCAUUGUCGAGUCGGCCAAUGAGCAGGGUGGCGGCUCCUCCGGGGUUCCUAACGAUAACUGGAGCCCUUCAUCAUCAGACAGCAUGCAGGACUCGGCCUAUGUUUCAUCAGACUCGAACCGUAAUUCCGAAUCAUCGUUCCACCACAAUGUUCCUGCUCUCCACCUACCAAGAUUUGAGUCUCCUCUACCAAUGGACCCUCCCCAGCACCGUACGAGUCUUACUCGGUCUGAGGACCGCGACCCACGGUUGUCUGUAAUGGAACAUCGCCCAGAGCCUCCUGAUGCUCGAGAUAGCCAGCGUUCUGCCACUCUACCAGCAACCCUCGAACCAGGGCAGCCACACAUGAUCACUGGACAGCAACUUAAAGACAUGCUUCGAAAUGUGAAGAAGGAGCGAUUACUUCUUCUUGAUCUCCGCUCUUCACAGAACUACGCUCAGUCCAGAAUUGAGGGUGCUCUUAACCUUUGCAUUCCUACUACUCUUCUCAAGCGAGCAACUUUCAACAUUCAGAAGUUGAAGCAGACUUUCCAGAGUAGCGACGAUUCAGACAAGUUUGACACGUGGAACGACACAGACUACAUCGUUGUUUAUGAUGCUCAUGCUUCAGAUAAACGAGAUGCGAUUACUGCGCAGAACAUGAUUAAGAAAUUCACCAACGAGGGUUACACUGGUGGCACAUGCAUCCUCAAGGGUGGCUUCAACUCCUUCCAGCAACACUUUUCUGACUUUGUUGACAACCAGUCGGCAAAUGGAGCGCCCGGGAAGCCUGGCCCUGGUCAUGGAGGAAUCGCCCCUGUCAUUGGUGGAGUUAUGCUUCCCAACGCCAGCAAUGACGUGAACCCGUUCUUCUCAAACAUUAGACAGAACAUGGAUCUCGCAGAUGGUGUAGGCCAAUUGGAUGUUUCAAGGCCUACCGCCCUGGAUUCGCCCUCCUUGCCUCGCUGGCUUCGAGAGGCGGCUGCCCAGCCUGAUCAUGGAAAGAAGGUUUCAGAUAAGUUCUUGCACAUCGAAGUUGAUGAGCAAUCUCGAAUGAAAGCUGCGUACGCUGCCUUCAACCCCCACAACCAGGACAAGCGAAGCCAGGACUUUUGGUCUGUCAUCUGGCAGGAGGAUGUGCGCGUCGUCGUCAUGUUGACUGCCGAGACUGAGGGAGGCCAGUUGAAGUGUCACCCUUACUGGAAGGGCAGAGACUUUGGAGCCAUUCGCCUCAAGCUCCUGUCUGAAAAGAAGGUAUCACUCGACAUUGAUAAGCACAGGUCCGAUUCCAACCACCCUUCCUCCACCUCGGCCAGCGAGGCGGGUAGGAAGCGCGCUAAUACCACGACUACAUUGGAAGCUUCAAACCAGGCGCCUCGGGGGGCACAGGGAGCUCAAACAGAAGCACCCUACGUCAUUCUUCGAAAGUUUGCACUCUCGCACACUUCUCAUCCGUUUGCACCCAUCCGAGAGAUUACGCAUCUGCACUUCCCAUCAUGGCCCGACUUUGGCACGCCCGCUCAGCCAUCCCACUUGUUGGCGCUUGUCGAGUUGGCCAACGUGAUGCAGCGUUCCGCUCUUCCAGUUGAGACUUCUCAAAUAUCCAAGAUCUCAGCAUUGGAACCCCCUGCUAUCACCUGGUACGACGAGCCAGAGGUUGACUCUCGUGCGCGACCAAUCCUGGUGCACUGCUCUGCUGGAUGUGGUCGCACUGGUACUUUCUGUACUGUCGACAGUGUUAUUGACAUGUUGAAGCGACAGAGACAAGCCAAGAUGGAUUCAGUAAAAGCACGUGAUUAUGAUGGAGAUGUCUCUAUGGGCGAGAAUACGGAUGCAUCGCCCCGAUCUGCGAAGCACUCCAACUUUUAUACCCCUGGCCAGAGGUCGAACAUGGAGAGAAAGGCAGCUCGAGGCGGCGCCCACAUUGACACCGACUGGGUGCACGACGACAGCGUCGAUCUGAUUCAGAAGACAGUGGAGGACUUCCGAGAACAGAGACUCAGCAUGGUGCAGAGUCUCAGACAAUACGUUCUCUGUUACGAAACGGUUCUUGAUAUAACGAUGAUUGAGUUCAAUCCUGGAGGGGUUUAG
Molecule: messenger RNA, 2331 nt
Organism: Fusarium graminearum PH-1
Lineage: Eukaryota; Fungi; Ascomycota; Sordariomycetes; Hypocreales; Nectriaceae
Exons: 5
Coding region: 1-2331 (776 amino acids)
Biological process (GO): protein dephosphorylation
Molecular function (GO): protein tyrosine phosphatase activity
Source: RefSeq, a predicted model, not a curated record